Molecule: messenger RNA, 8918 nt
Organism: Sarcophilus harrisii (Tasmanian devil)
Lineage: Eukaryota; Metazoa; Chordata; Mammalia; Dasyuromorphia; Dasyuridae
Gene: FOCAD
Product: focadhesin
Exons: 44
Coding region: 182-5596 (1804 amino acids)
Biological process (GO): regulation of post-transcriptional gene silencing
Source: RefSeq, a predicted model, not a curated record
AAGCUAGCCCUGCAGCGGGUGCCUUCUGCCCCCUCGGGACUUGCAAACUCGGCAAACUUACUGAUUUUUCCUUUGGUUUGUCCGCGUCGCCGUCCGGCUUUGUGUAACUUUGUUUCAUAAGGGGGAUUAAAAGAGAUUCCCUCCCUUCCAAGGUUCUCUCUAUCUUGUAUGAUAAGCAAAAAUGUCAGAGGAUAUAAAGAAAAGGUUUGAGUUUCCUAAUUCUCUUAUCCAGUCACAGGCUGUAGGUCACCUUAUUGCUGCAGUACUGAAGGAAAAUACUUCGUCUGAAAAGAUCAGCCAAUCUACAAAUCAGACUCCUGCUUUGAAUCUCUUGUGGGAGAAGUGUUGCAGUGACAAUGUUGUGGUCCGAACUGCCUGCUGUGAGGGUCUGGUGGCACUUGUUGUACAGAAUCAUGCUGAGUUCACUUAUGUUCUUAAUGGGAUACUCAACCUUAUUCCUUCAACCAGAAAUACACAUGGUUUGAUAAAAGCUGUUGUGAAGUUAAUACAAAUGCAGGCAGUUAAAGAAGGAAAAGAUGAAGAGAAUUCUGUUAAAGACUUGUAUGGUAUCAGAAAUCAUCAUCAUCCUCUCAUCACUGUGCUUGAAAAUAGGUCAGAUUGUUGGCCAGUUCUUCUACAACAACUUACAGCUUUUUUUCAGCAGUGCCCAGAAAGGUCAGAGAUUUCCUGCGUCUCUGUAAUGGCCCCUUUUCUUCGUUAUUUAUAUUGUGAGCCAUCCCAGUUGGAGGAGUAUUCAAAAUUGAGAAUGGGCUUGCUUAAAGUGUUGCUCCAACCUCUGGAUUCUUGUGAAAAGGACAAACCUUCAUUAUUGGAAAAACAUAUCCUUCAGAUGUUUUGUGACUUGGUUCCAUAUUUACAGGUAAAGGAUUUGGUACAGACAACAGAAGUGACACUAUUUCUUCAAGAAUUAUUUUUCAGUCUUUUGCGUUACCCUGUUUUUUGGGAAGAAGAGCUUGUCACGCUAAGCUUGCAAAUUCUGUGUGUUUGCGAAGUUUGCCUAAAGAUAACUGGAGAAUGUUCAUCUUUAAUUCACCUUUUAGAACAAAAUUUUGAAUUUCUGAAACAGGGAUUUCCUGUUGAACAAGGCGUAAUUGCCAUAAGUUUACUUAUCCUACAGACACCAACAAGUGAGCAGAAGCCCAUCUUAAAUCUAGCUGUGAAACUCCUCUCCUCUUCCAAGCCCAGGGGCGUGCCAUCUUCGUCCCUGCUGCUGGUGAUGCCCCUGCUGCAGAUCCUGUCAUCCACAGCCGUGGAGGACUGCAUAUUGGCCGAAGACAUCAGCCCUUCCAGGCAGGAGCUGGCUCUGAUUCUCUUGGAGAUGGUGCAACAGGAGGGCUCCGCGGAGAAAGACCAGGUGAAGAUGCCCUUCAAGCUUGCUUUCCCUAUAGCCAGCAUGUAUUAUCCAAUGUUUACAACCUGGAGAAUCCUUGAACAAAUGAAAGAAGGGUCUGCAGUAUGUGAUUGGCUGUGUUCUGUGAAAUCAUUGCUACCUAUCACUUCCCACGUUCCUGUACAUGUUUUCCUUCUGUUGGCUCAAUUGCUUGUCCAAGAAAAAGGAGGGAAUCUUCGCAAAAUACUGAGGGCUACCACAGAAAUAGCGAAAGCUGACUCCUGUCAGGUACCAAAUCUAGUCCCUGUCUUGAUGUUCAAGCUUGGAAGACCACUGGAACCUCUUUCAUAUAUUGAUAUUUUAUAUACUCUACCUACUUUGGGUGUACAUAAGGUUUGUGUUGCUCAAAUUCUACGAGUAAUCCAGGUUCUGGGAAAUACCCCCCAACUCAGAGCUGUCACUUUACGCUUAAUGACGUCUUUGUGGGAGAAACAGGAUCGUGUUUACCCUGAAUUGCAGAGAUUCAUGGCAUUGUCGGAUGUGCCAUCUUUGUCUGUGGGCAAAGAAAUCCAGUGGGAAAAACUGAUUGCUAAAGCAGCCUGUAUCAGGGAUAUAUGUAAACAAAGACCAUAUCAGCAUGGGGCAGAUAUGUUGGCAGCUAUUUCCCAGGUGUUGAAUGAAUGCACAAAGCCUGACCAAGCAACUCCAGCAGCUUUGGUAUUACAAGGUCUUCAUGCACUCUGCCAAGCUGAGGUUGUUUGCAUACGUUCCACAUGGAGUGCCCUCUCACCAAAGCUGAGUUGUGACACGCGACCUCUUAUAUUAAAGACACUAAGUGAGCUCUUUGCUUUAGUUCCAUCACUAACUGUGAAUACAGCAGAAUAUGAGAAUUUUAAAGUUCAAGUUCUCAGCUUCCUGUGGAAUCAUUGUCAAAGCAAGGACCCUAUUGUGGCGACUGCUGCAUACAAAUCCUUGUCAGCAUUUGGUUCAGAAGAACACACCAUUCUUCAUCUUCCUGAAGAGAUAAGACCAGAGAUUGAUCUCCCUGAAGAAAUGGAUGAAAAUGAAGAAGAAGAGAAGGAGGUAGACCUUUCUGUCCCUGGUUCUUCUUAUAUCAAACUACUUUCACUUACUACUCCUUCAGUUUUUCCAGCACUUGAAGAGUUUUUUAUAUCACUUGUGAAACAGGAGAUGGUGAACAUGCCCCGUGGUGUCUACUAUUCUGCAUUAAGAGGAGGUACUUCUCGUUCUGACCAAGGAAAAACGAUAGCAGGAAUUCCCAAUUUUAUGUUGAAAAUGUAUGAGAAAAACAAGCAACCAGGCCUUAAACCUGGUCUUGCAGCUGGUAUGCUGCUUUGCUAUGAUCUUCCAAUCCAUAUGGGGAAAGAUGGCAAACCCAUCAAUCGUUUUUUGGCCAGUAGAGGGCGGAGUUUCCAGCAAAUAUUAGUGGCUCUUAUACAUGAGGUUAACAUCCAACCUUCAGAAUGGCAUCGCUCAAUCCUUCUUCCACAAUCCUGGCUUGGAUUUAUGAAUAGAACAUACCAUGCAGUCUUUCAGGGAAGACAGGCAGAGCUGGACAUGCAAUUAAAGCACGGAAAAGAUGCUCCUGAGGAGAUACAGUACAAGAAAUUUACAGCUUGGCUCUGGGUGAGAGACAUGCUGACUGACCAGAUCAUCAAGUCAGCUUCAAAGGAAAGCCCAGUGGUUAAAGGGAAUGCACUCCUGGCAUUAACCAGUCUUGCUGCUGUUGUAUCUAAACAUGAAAACAGUCUAUCCUCAGAAACUGAUGGGGCACCAGAGAUAGAACCUGACUUUCUUCCCAUGAAGCAGUGGAUUUCUAUGGUGCUCAAUACCCUCCUGGUAAUUGUGGAUAGCCAUUACCAACCCAAGGGACAAGUCUUUUCCUGGUUCUAUCAUAAAUCCUACUCUGGUGAAAACACAGCAAGUGCCAUUGCUCGUUCCUGUGCUGCUAUGGCCUUGUCCCUCCUCGUGCCAGUUUUUAUUCUGUCUUGUAAAGAGAAGGUGGAAGAAGUCUUGAGCAUACUGACUGCUAGGUUACCUGGGAAACCAAGUGCAGAUGAAUCUCAAGCUGUUCAAAUCCACAUGGGCCUUGCUUUGGGAAUGUUUAUCUCCCGUUUGUGUGAGGAGAAAGUCAGUGAUGUGUCGGGCCAACAGUUGAACCUUCUUCUGAUGACAUCAUUGGAUGCUCUGGAAAAUUGCUGCUUUGAUACCCGUCUUGAAUACAACACUGGUUGCAUCCUGGGAGUAGGACUUGUCCUUUCCCUCAUGAGCCACAACAGUCAGACUGAGUCUCGAGUUCACAUUGCUACAGCUCUUCGAAAACUCUCUGCUUACCUGGAUGACAGUGCGGACCAGAGCAGAACAUUUCAAGAGGUCCUUGCCUAUUCUCUCAGUUGUGUGUGUACUUCAGCUUUCAGCGCUGGAAUCAUUGAUGCAGUGGAGGCUGAAGAUAUUAUGAAUAAACUUCGGACAUUAGUUGAAAAUAACCAGCAGAAUUCAGGUUUUUCCUUGGCAUUAGGGAAUAUUGUUCAUGGUUUGUCAGUGUGCGGACAUGGAAAAGCAGAAGACUUAAGCAACAAACUACUUCCUGCAUGGAUAAAAAUUGUUCUUACAGAGGGUUCUCCUACAAUGCAGUGUCUAGCAGCUGUUAAUGGUCUUGUUGCUUUGGUUGGUUCUGAAGGUGCAAUCAUGCAGCUGAAAUCAGAAACAAUUCAGACUUCUCACAUUCAAAGUCAACUUAAUGAAGUAAUCAGAACCAUAACUCAGGUCAUCAGUUUCUCUGGAGUGAUUGGACUUCAGACAAAUGCAGCUUGGCUUCUUGGACAUCUCCAUCUGUCUAGCUUGUCCUCAAGUCAGAGUAGAACAUCUGUUCCUGCUGACUUUAGCUAUUUGCCUGAGAACAGCUUUAUUAGGGCAGCUGUUGACUUUAUCAUUGAAGGAGGGAAGAAAGGGCCUGAAUCUGUUCCUCCUUCUUAUGUGAAAGUAGCUAUGAAACCCAUAGCAAGUGUUGGAGAAAGUCACCAGUACCCUCCUGUGAAUUGGGCUUCCCUCCUUUCCCCUCUGAUGAGACUGAAUUUUGGUGAAGAAGUUAAGCAGUUAUCCAUUGAAAUUAUAGUGACUCAAGCACAAUCAUCUCAAAAUGCAGCUAUGCUAUUGGGGAUGUGGGUAGUACCACCACUAAUCUACAGUCUAAGUCUGAAAACCAAGAAGUACCUUUUGGUGUCUCUGCCACUGUGGAUGAAACAUGUUUCUGAGGACCAGCUUCAGGUUUUCACUGAAGUGUUUAUGGUGCAGCUUUUUAAAGCUGCUCUCCCUCUCCAGAGUCUUGAGUUAUGUCAGAGUGCCUUACAGGGACUUAGCCAGGCUAUGAAGCUGCCCAGUCCAGCUCAAUACCUCUGGAGUCUCCUCUGCUGGGCUACUGAGAAAAUCUUUGAUCUUUUGCCAAACAAGAUUCGGAGAAAUGAAGUUGACCUGUAUCUCAACGCAGCAAAAUGCCUUUCGGAAAUGACAGAUGCUGAGAUAGAUCGCAUUGUUCAUAUUACUAAGAACAACAUAAAGAAGGCUGCUUUUGUCAAAGUAUAUUUAGUCUCUCAAGGUCGAUUCCCCCUGAUGCACUGGAAUGAUGUGAUUGAGGCCGCAGUACGAUGUCAAGAAAAAGAAACAGUUGCAUGGAUGAUGUUACAUGGUUUAUAUCAUGCACGGAUUAUAAGCCAUGCAAACACAGGAGUACUGAAGAGAAUGGAGUGGCUGUUGGAACUGAUGGGUUACAUUAGAAAUGUUGCUUACAAGUCAACAUCUGUUGAGAAUGUGGCUCUUGAAGAGGCUAUCAACUUCCUGUUGCUGCUUUUUGCAGCUUCUGUGGUUACAUGGGGUGACCACGAUGCCCCUCUCCUGCUUGGACUCAGUGCCAGCUGGUUGUCAUGGCACCAGGAAAGAAGCGUGGCCGGGUUCUCGACUGGUUAUCUUGGCCAGAGUCCAAUGAACAGGGUCACCUUGCAGGAGACUCUCACCCUCCUUCCCAGCAGCAUGCCGCUUCUGCUAAGCAAAGAACCGUGGAAGGAGCAAACACAAAAGUUCAUUGAUUGGCUGUUCAGUAUUAUGGAAAGUCCUCAAGAAGCACUUUCAGCGAGUUCCAGAGAUCUUUUGAAAGCUACAAUUCUGGCCUUGAGGUCUUUUCCUGAAUUUAAGAAGAAAGUAGUAUGGUCCAGGGCAUAUGGUUGGUAACUAUUCUGCCAGAAGUCUCAGCUGGAAAAAGAAGGAAUUUUAAGCUUACUGUUUGUCCAUUCCAGACGUGCUGCAGAGAGCAGAAUGAUAUAUUACUGCCUGGAUAUUUGGAAGACAUAUGAAGAAUCACCAUGAACUGGUUUGAUUAACAGACCAAAUUUGGACUGGAACCUUAGAUUAUAUUUUCCUUAACUUCUAUGGAUUUCAAUCUGUAGAGUCUUUGUUUUACAGAGUCUUAAAAUAUAAUACUCAUGAUCCAAGUAAAAAUAAUCUUGUGGAUUUAUUGUAUGUAAUCAUAUUUAUUUUGAAAAUAUGAAGAAUUGAACACUGAAUAGCAAAAACUCAGGUUACAAGGUGGAUGCCAAUGUCAUCCCUUACCCACAUUUCCUAUAUGCUUUAUAAAUGGUUUUGAUGAACUUAGAAUGCCUUUUUCUUAUUGAUUUAAAUAUUCUUUUAUCUGAAUUAGUAUACAAGUAAAAAUGUUAAGUAAUACACAUUGAACUUAAGUGAGGAAGGACAUUUGAUAAAUCAUUAAGAGUGACUCGAUUUACACUUCUGUUUCAAGGCUAAUCAUUUAAGUAAGAAGUUACACCUUGAGUGGUUUUAGUCAUUGAGAAAUAUAUUUUUAAUUUCCACAGUUUCAUAAUAGAGACCUGGGUGACUCAGCAUAGUAUCAUAGAAGGAGCACUGGAUUAGGAAUGGGAAAGCUUAAAUCCUAAUUCCUACUGCUAUUUUGGUAAUAAAUUUUGCUAUUAGUUGUGUGACCUGGGCAACCCAUUUCAGCUAUUCAGUUGGUCUUCAGUUCAUCAUCUAUUAAAAAAGGAAAUUUGAACUGUCUAAUAUCAAAGGUGCCUUCCUAAUUAAACAUUUUGUGUUCAUCUUAUAUAGAGAAUCAGUUUACUACUUAUCCUAUAUAAAUAGAUAUAGAUAUAAAAGUCAGAGUUCUGUUUUUAGGUGAAAAUAUAUGCCUGUGUCUAUGUACAUACAUACAUACAUAUAUUUUAUAUAUAUAUAUAUAUAUAUGCAAAUAUGUUUAUAUAUAAGUGGAAGAGGUAAGAACAAUUACAUGCUUGAGAUGUGGAAUAGCUUGAAAAAUGCCUAUUUUUAUUGGUGAUAACAGCAACAGACAUUGAUCUACAUAACAUUUUAAAAUUUAUAAAGCAUUUUACUCAUAAUUUGUUAAGAUAGAUGUGGCAGAUUAUUAUUAUUCCCAUUUUAUAGCUGAUGCAGUUAAGACUAGAGAGGUCCAAAUGAAUUGUUCAUGUCCAAAUAACUAGGAAAUGUUGGGUCCAGGACAUGAACCUAUAGCUUCUGACUCACAGCCCAAUCCUGUUUAUCCUAGAUCAGAUGGUGCUGCUUAAUAUUAUCAUUCUGACUUUGAGGUAUUCAUAUAAGUUUAACCAAUAUGGUCAACACUCAGCCUGGUCAUUUGUCCUGUGUGUCCCUUGGAAUGACAGACCCUGUCACUGUGUAAAACUUGAUUCUCUUUUAUACAGUACACACAAUAAUGCUGUACAAGAAAAUCCAUCAUGGAGUUCAUACACUUCUACUCAACCACCACCAAUUAACCUGUCUUGCUUUAUGAUGCAUUUCAGUGCAUCUUUAUAAUUUUCCUAUUGUCCUCCUUACCUUCUCUGGUCUCAAAUCUGAAGUAACUACAAGGUCUUAAUUCUUUCCAACUUUUAAGUAUAUUUUGUUGUACUGAGUUCUUCUAUUCUGUAUUGGUAUUGGGGAUAGUGGUGGUGGAUAUUGUCCAGCCUUGAUUCUAGAGGACAAAACAUUGAAGGAAAAGUGGUAAAGAUGAAAGGGGCUAAACUUAUAUAUCCCUUGAAUUACACAUUAACAUGAGCUAACUAACUGUAACCUUUUAAAAUUAAUUAAACAUCCUUUAUAUCUUAGUAUUAGUUCAAAUGGAUCAAAAUCAGCCUGGAAAUCUGAACAAGACAUUUUUAAAAAUUACAAUAGGGAAGAAUAAUGAGCAGUUGUGUAAUAAAAGGGCAGUGAACAUUUUGGUGUUUUAAUUGUAGUUGUGGUGACUUUGGACAACCAGAAAUCUCAAACACUAAUUCCCAAGGGAUGGGAAAUGCAGAAAAUGAGAGAACAAUUAAGACUGAAGUCAUCUACUUGUUAAAUUUUACCUAGACCCCAGCAAGAGCCAAUGAGUCAAUAAAAUCAAAGCUAUGUUUUGCUAUAUCUGUGUUACAAUAUCAGCGUUAGUUGGGAGAGCUACAUUUUCAUUUUUCCCAGAUUCAAGCCAGAUAUCCGAUAGACUAGCCUGGGCCAACCUCUCCAGUAUUCUCAAUGUUUUCCCAUAUAAUCUGUCCCACUUCCUCAGAGAAGAAAUAUUGAAGAAGAGACUGAGAUGAAAAGAAAAUGAAAAUGAAUAUGUAUUUCCUAACUCUACUCUCCACAUCCCCCCAAAAUAAACACCAACCCCUCUCCCCAAACCCAGUUCUUCAGUCAGCAGCUCAGUAGAGUACUGAAGGUUUAGGGUUCCCCUAUUUAUGAAGACCUUUAGAAUAUAUCCUUAAGCACAUCAAACACCAUGACAGGCCAGUCUAUGUACUAUAUGUACUAUAGAGCAUAUUUAUGAAUACAAAGAAGGGAAUUCUUUUAGGGCAAUCCAAUUUGUUCCAAAUAGUUUUCAAAUCAGAGUUCUUAAAAUUUAUAAGGAAAGGGACUGGGCUUGUGAGUUAUAGGGACAUUUCAGAUAACAAAAUUUUCUCAAUUAAUCCAGAUUGUCACUUAAAGAUUUUUAGAGUUGCCUAUUUCUCUGACUAAAUCAGUUAAAUGAUUUUAAGACUCACAUUGCCAAUAUAUAUCAAAGGGCAAAUGAAGUUCAAGUCUGGUUCUGAGUGAGCACAGCUUACUUUUUAUGGCAUAAAAUGCUUGCUAUCCACCACAUUAACAAAAGGAAAGUCUCCAAUAUGUGAGGUCUUAAUUCUUUUGAAAGUGGAAAAGCUGCCCAAGAUGUUGUUAACAAAUUAAUGACAAUGAAAUUAAUGUCAAGGCAUAUUCCUUAGAAAUACAAAUUUUGCCUGAAGCAAUUUGAAAACUGCUUUUCUAUGAAGCUUAUUAUAUGAAUCUUUUGGCACUUAAAAUAUAAAUCUUUAGUAGCCACCUCUUGACAUAAAAUCAAAACAAAAAACUAAGAAACUUAUUCAGCUUAUUUAGAGCAAUUAUAUAACAAAACAAAUUAUUACUGCAGUAACUGUUUACCCUCCCCCAACAGAGAACUGUAUUUACUGGUGUCUAUAAAACAUAAUUUUCUUGGCAAUCUCUUAUAUGUGUCUGUGGUAUUCAGUUGUGCGUCUAACUAUUA